Messenger RNA from Malassezia pachydermatis, 2853 nucleotides. Its product is annotated as p-loop containing nucleoside triphosphate hydrolase protein. The transcript has 2 exons. Gene Ontology annotation, molecular function: ATP binding; RNA binding; RNA helicase activity. The coding region runs from base 1 to 2853 and encodes 950 amino acids. Lineage: Eukaryota; Fungi; Basidiomycota; Malasseziomycetes; Malasseziales; Malasseziaceae. The record is from RefSeq and is a predicted model, not a curated record.
AUGGUUUUUGCCGCCUUGGACGGCGGCACGGAGGACGCUUCGACCUGCUCCUCGCGUGCAGCCGAUCGUUUACGCCCCAUCUCACGGACUUUGAGCAGCGCACGCGCGCGUGUGGAAAGAAGAGACUGGCCCCCUUGCUUUUUUUCUGAAGUGCCCGAUCAAACCCCGAUUGAUGAACCUCCGUGCGUCGUCGUUCUCUUUUCAUCCCCACGUCGCGUCUUGAAAACGAAAGAGGCCUGCAUGAGUAGUAGCGCAGCGCCGACCAACGAUGCAGAGGCAAAGCAGCGUGCAAAGCGCGAGCGCUUAGAAGCUUGGCGGCGUGAGCAAGCAGAGAAGAAACGCGCCGCGGCUGAGGGAGCCGCGCCACCAAAAAAGGCAAAAGUCGAUCCAGUUCCACCGCGUGUGCACGGGGGCUUUCGUAGUGCGACCUUCUCAGCCAAGCCUGCUGCAGCAGUACCACGCAUACGACUAGGCGUGUUUGGCGACGAUGCGGAUGAGCCACUUCAAAAGCCACAACGCAGGUGGGACCUGAGUCAAGACGACAAACUGUCUUCGCGAAGAGAAGCUACAAAGGACGCAGAUGAGGAUCCAUUAGAUGCAUUUAUGAGCGAGUUACAAGGCCAGGUACAGGAAGAAGAGGCGCAACACUCUGCUGCACCAGAGCUCCUCAGUGGCGACGAGGAGGACACCGCAGAGGGGGCUGUGAGCGAGGAGGAGGAGAUUGAUUUGGAUGCCAUGCGGCCAGAAGACAUCUUGGCAAUGGCAUCCAAGCGGCAUAAAAAGAAAGUACUCCCGGCUAUUGAUCAUGCAAGUGUAGAGUACGAGCCGUUCCGCAAGGCCUUUUAUCAUCCACCGGACGAGAUUGCCGCCCUCUCCGAGGACGACGCAGAGCGUAUGCGCCUGGAGCUUGGCGCUAUUUCUGUGCGUGGCAAGGACUGCCCUGCCCCGAUUACAAAAUGGUCGCAUUGUGGACUGCCUGUGACGUGCUUGGACGUGAUCAAGAAGCUCGGCUUCAACUCACCAACGCCCAUCCAAAGCCAAGCGAUGCCGGUCAUUAUGAGUGGUCGUGAUAUGAUUGGUGUCGCGAAGACCGGGUCUGGUAAGACCAUGGCCUUUUUACUACCCAUGUUUCGCCACGUAAAGGACCAACGUCCUUUAGAGUCAGGCGAAGGGCCCAUUGCCCUUAUUCUCACUCCAACGCGAGAGUUGGCUGUGCAGAUUUACCGCGAUGCUCAGCCGUUCUUGAAGGCGUUCCAUUUGCGUGGGGCCUGUGUGUAUGGAGGCACACCGAUUUCGGAGCAAAUUGCAGAGAUGAAAAAGACGGCCGAUGUCGUGGUGGCUACGCCGGGCCGUAUGAUUGAUUUACUUACAGCCAAUGGUGGGCGUGUGACGAAUCUGCAGCGUGUGACGUACCUUGUUCUUGACGAAGCGGAUCGCAUGUUUGAUUUGGGUUUCGAGCCACAAGUGAUGAAGAUUGUCGGUCUCAUUCGUCCUGAUCGGCAGACUGUGCUCUUCUCUGCGACGUUCCCCAAGCCGAUGGAAAGCUUAGCGCGGAAAAUGCUACGUCAUGAGCCGCUGGAAAUCACGGUAGGCGGACGAAGUGUUGUUGCCCCGGAAAUUCACCAGGUGAUUGAGGUACGACAGGAGCCCACAAAGUUUUUCCGGCUUCUGGAAGUGCUGGGCCAAUUAUACCACAACGACGAGGAUGCACGUACGUUGAUCUUUGUGGAGCGUCAGGAUGCUGCCGACGACCUUAUGCAUCAAUUGAUCAAGCGUGGGUACCCUGUCAUGUCAUUGCAUGGCGGCAAGGACCAAGCGGAUCGCGAUACGACCAUCGCUGACUUCAAAGCGGGCAUUGUCCCUAUUCUCACGGCUACGUCGGUAGCUGCACGUGGCUUGGAUGUGAAGCAGCUCAAGCUGGUCAUUAACUACGACGUGCCAAAUCACUUGGAAGACUAUGUGCACCGUGCAGGGCGCACAGGGCGCGCAGGCAACCAAGGCACAUGCAUUACGUUCAUUACACCCGAGCAGGAUCGGUAUGCCAAGGACUUGGUAUCUGCUUUGCGCGCUAGCAAAGUCGAGGUCCCCCCUGCCCUGGAGGCCCUUGCGAAGCAGUUUAAGGAGAAAGUGGCCAAAGGCACUGCACAUGCCUCGCGCUCUGGCUACGGUGGUCGUGGACUGGAGCAGCUGGAAAUGGGCCGUGAGCGCUUGCUGCAAGCGCAGGCUUCGAUUUACAUCGAAGACGAGCAGGGCGAUCCAGAGGCUGUAGCCGCUCGCGCUGCUGACGAGACACAGCGGCUCAACGAGGCGGACAUCCAAGUGCGAACAGGUCCUGUCCCUGAAGCUGUGCGAGAAAACCGGCAGCCUAUGUAUACAGAGUCCGAUCACUUGGCGAACCAGGCGCGUUUGGAUGCGGCACGAGCCGCUGGCGCUGAUACCACCAAGCUACAGGAAGUCAUUGCGCGCAUCAAUGCAGUAUCGAACAAACGUCGUGAAGAGCUAGAGAAUGCACGGAAAGCGCGAGAUCCGGAUGCGACGAAGUUCCAUGCGAUUUUCCCUAUCAACGACUUCCCGCAAAAAGCCCGGUGGAAUGUAACCAACAAGGAGACCAUGGCGAUGCUGAUCGAGUCUACUGGGGCAGCAAUUACCAACAAGGGUGCUUUCUACGAACGUGGUCGCGAGCCGCAUCCUGGCGAGCCGCCCAAGUUGUCGUUGCUCAUUGAGAGCAACGAGAGUUUCCGUGUGGAGAAUGCCAUCCGCGAAAUCAAGCGACUGCUGCUGGAAGGUACACAGGCCUACCUGGACACGGAGACACGUACGCCGUCCGCAGGUGGCCGGUACACGGUGGUAUAA